Plasmodium coatneyi is the source of this 330-nucleotide messenger RNA. RefSeq lists its product as uncharacterized. NCBI's taxonomy places the organism in Eukaryota, Apicomplexa, Aconoidasida, Haemosporida, Plasmodiidae. The transcript has 3 exons. Gene Ontology annotation, cellular component: P-body; catalytic step 2 spliceosome; U4/U6 x U5 tri-snRNP complex. Bases 1 to 330 code for a protein of 109 amino acids. Gene Ontology annotation, molecular function: RNA binding. Gene Ontology annotation, biological process: mRNA splicing, via spliceosome. The record is from RefSeq and is a predicted model, not a curated record.
AUGCUGAGCACCCCCGCUAGACUUUUUUUUACCUUUUUUCAACAACUGGCAGAGAAAAAUCACCACGUGACGGUCGAACUGAAAAAUGACUUGCAAAUAUCUGGGGUCUUGCACUCAGUAGACCAAUAUCUGAACAUAAAAUUGACCAAUGUAACUGUGAAUCACCCGGAGAAGUAUCCUCACUUGCUGUCCAUCAAGUCCUGCUUCGUGCGGGGCUCAGUCGUGAGGUAUGUUUUCCUGCCAUCCAAGGAAAUCGACGUGGAGAAGUUACACCAUAUGUGCAGGAAGGAAGCCAAAAUGACUUCGGAGAAGGAAAAGGAGAGAAAGUGA